GUUGCACACAAAAUUUAAGAAAAGAUGCAAGAGAAGAAAGUUACUAUUGCUCUUCUCAUGCUUGUUCUAGUUGCUGGCAUGGGGGUAACAACAACACUCAGUGAAAAUCAAGCAUGUGCCAGUGGGGAUGCUCAAGUGUUACUUGAACGUUGUUUUGCUUAUUUGCUAGGUGAAGUUCCAGAUGGACCACUUCCUUGGUGCUGUGAAGGAGUGUCAGCAGUGUUUCAACUCUCCAAAACCCCUCAACGCAGAAGAGAUGUUUGUCACUGUCUGAAACGGGACACAGCCGUUUUCCAUUUUGAUCCUGAAAAAUUGAAAAUGCUUCCUCAAGACUGCAAAAUUACCUCUCGAUUUUCUCUUGACCCAAGACAGAAUUGUAACUCGAUUCCAUGAUGCUUCAACUAAGAUGAUCAAUUGGAUGAAUAAAUUCAGGUAUAGAAAUAAAUGUGUGCAGAACAUAUAUAGGAUAUAUGAUCCGAAGAGCCAUGAAUUUUUAGUUCUCCAUCAAAACAAAUGCUGGACUAAUGUCUCUCUCUCUAUAUUAACUAAUGAAUAAAAAUCAAUUGUAUCAGAAUGGAUAGUCAUGUAUAUAUAAGCAGAUGAU
This is a messenger RNA of Glycine soja, 604 nucleotides long. Its product is annotated as non-specific lipid-transfer protein 1-like. The record is from RefSeq and is a predicted model, not a curated record. The coding region runs from base 25 to 393 and encodes 122 amino acids. NCBI's taxonomy places the organism in Eukaryota, Viridiplantae, Streptophyta, Magnoliopsida, Fabales, Fabaceae. The transcript is spliced from 2 exons. Gene Ontology annotation, cellular component: membrane. Gene Ontology annotation, biological process: lipid transport. Gene Ontology annotation, molecular function: lipid binding.